Tachyglossus aculeatus (Australian echidna) is the source of this 942-nucleotide messenger RNA. RefSeq names its product olfactory receptor 4C11-like. Lineage: Eukaryota; Metazoa; Chordata; Mammalia; Monotremata; Tachyglossidae. Gene Ontology annotation, cellular component: membrane. The transcript has a single exon. Gene Ontology annotation, biological process: G protein-coupled receptor signaling pathway. Gene Ontology annotation, molecular function: G protein-coupled receptor activity; olfactory receptor activity. The record is from RefSeq and is a predicted model, not a curated record. Bases 13 to 942 code for a protein of 309 amino acids.
AGCACAGAAAUCAUGUCCAUUAAAAACAAUGUGACAGAAUUUAUUUUACUGGGGCUGACAGAUGAUCCUGCAGAACAGAAAAUCAUUUUUGUCAUUUUCAUAAUUCUCUAUGUGGCAACUAUUUUGGGGAACUUACUCAUUAUAGUAACCAUCAAGACCAGCCAUACUCUUGAAUCUCCUAUGUACUUCUUCCUGACCUAUUUGUCCCUUUCUGAUGCCUGUUUUUCCACCACCACGACCCCCAAAUUUCUCAUCAUCACCCUCUCUGAGAAGAAGACCAUCUCCUUCAGUGGCUGUAUGACCCAGAUCUUUGCCCUCCAUUUCUUCGGCUGCUUGGAAACACUGAUCCUCAUUAUGAUGUCGUACGAUCGCUAUGUGGCCAUCUGCAAACCCCUGCAUUACACAGCCAUCAUGAACAGGCGUGUCUGCAGCAUCUUGAUAGGAAUAGCCUGGUUUGGUUCUUUUCUGCAUUCUUCUACCCAGCUUUUACUCACUCUGAAUUUACCCUUCUGUGGCCCCGAUGUGAUCGAUCACUUUUUUUGUGAUUUGCAACCCUUGAUGAAACUCGCCUGCACUGACACAUAUUUUAUAAACCUGCUGUUUGUUUCUAAUAGUGGAGCCAUCUGUACCUUGAGUUUUGUAAUGCUCAUGGCUUCCUACAUGGUUAUCUUGUACUCACUGAGGUCUAAGGGGGCUGAAGGAAGGCUCAAAGCUCUGUCCACCUGCAGCUCCCACAUUCUUGUGGUCACCUUAUUCUAUGGCCCCUGUAUAUUCAUAUACACACGGCCCCAGACCACCUUUCCUGUGGACAAAUCGGUGUCAGUAUUCUACACAGUUGUCACUCCAUUGUUAAACCCUUUGAUCUACACUCUGAGGAACAAAGAAGUGAAGGAUGCCAUGAGAAAGUUAUGGAGCCACAGAGUGACUCCCAGGGGCAAAUGA